Molecule: messenger RNA, 1350 nt
Organism: Pelagomonas calceolata
Lineage: Eukaryota; Pelagophyceae; Pelagomonadales; Pelagomonadaceae
Source: the annotation of a GenBank genome assembly
CUGGGAGGCUUUCCAGCAUGCGGCAUCACAACGAGGUCCUGCUCAGCGCCGUUAUCGAGCCGCCGCGUAGCUCGCAGCCGUCCGUUUCGUGGACUGCUGAGCAGCGCACACGCAUUUCUGGUUCACGCCGUCGACCUGCGUGAAGCGUUAGCCGCCGGAAGGCAACGCACGUCGAAAAAAAAGCCGUUCCUGUGGCACUGCACUCAAUCCCAGCGCAGCCAGGCGGCGCGUAAGAGCGCCCGAGGAACCAUUUCCAAGCGGACACAGGAAGAAAUGGCGAGCUACGCCGAGGACACGCCCGUCCAGGCCGACCGCGCGAAACGGACGCUCGCGUUCGCCUCCGCCACCUCGAGCGAGGCGCCGACGCCGGCCGGCCCGCCCCUGUCUCCGUACCGGGACCCGAGCGCGAACUGCGACCCGAGCGAGGCGCCGACGCCGGUGCGCGAGCGGCGCCGCGAGAGCCCGCCGCCCGACGAGCCCGAGAACGCCGAGGAGGAAUCCCUCAGACUGGCCCUCGAGCUCCAGGAGCGCGAGGAGCGGUACGCGCGGGAGCAGGAGGAGGGAGCAGCUAGACAUGCGGAGCUUUCCCAGAGGCGGCGCGAGGAGGCUUCGUCCGACGGUGAGGACGACGAGGGUGACAGAUCUGCGUGGAAACCAUGCCUUCGUCGGCUCGAUGGCGUAUCAACCGAACUCACCGGUCGAUGUCAACACAGGCGACGAAGGCGACGAAGAGGAGGAGGAGGACGACUACGACGAGAGCUUAGCGCUGGCCUGGCGCCUCCAGCAGGAGGACGACGAUAGGGCCCUGCUCAUGGCGAUGAACGGCGGGAUCGAACCUCCGGAAGGAGCUACUGAAAGAUCGCUGUCGCCGUCGCAGAUGACCUAUGAUCAACUUUUACAGCUAGGGGAGAACGUCGGGAAAGUAUCCAAAGGCACGGACCAGAAGCAGCUCGACGACCUGCCGACCUGCACGUACGGUGAAGCCAAGAGCAAGGGUGAAACGUUUGCUAUUCUCGGCGAGCAGUGCGCGGUCUGCCGCUGCGAGUAUGAUGAUGAUGAUAUUGUCCGGAUCUUACCGUGCCGCCACGCGGAGCACGCGGAGUGCCUGGACCAGUGGCUCUUACGCAAUAGGUCUUGUCCUUUGUGUCAGCGCGACGUCGGCACCAGAGCUGGCGCGUCUCCCGCGAAAGCGCCGGCGCCGUCUCAGCAGGAGACGCACUUCACGGCUGCGGACACGGACGACAUCGACGACCUCCUCGGCAUCUAGGCCCUUUAUCUCUCUCACACAUAACUCACGUUCACAAGACCAGUAUUACAAACGUCGCGGCGAUGGCGUCAUCGCCGCGAGAG